CUUUCUCCUGAAGAAAACAUCCCACUUCUAUUGUUGAAUCACAGCCUUGAAAUUCCAUAUUGUGCAUGUCAACAACGUGGGAAAAGGGAAAGGGAACGCCGCAAGGUGGAUUUGGGCGUGAUCGAAACACAGAGGACAACAUCCGGGUGUCAAAAAGCAACUAAAGGGGGUGUCAGUGAGCACUAAGGAGCUGGAAAAGAGUCCGCUGUGCAGCUCCCAUGUGGGUGGCUGCUUUCUCGCCGGCAGACAAUGUCCCUUUUAAAAUGGCCGCGUCUGGAAAGGCCAUUAGAUGUGCAUAUAAAAUUUCCCCUGUGAUUAAUAGUGGAUGCGGCAGGCGAGCUACUCCAACAUGUGGCCAGGGGCCCGGAGACUCCGCCUCUGCGGUGUCUCGUUUCCCCCUACCAUAAACUUGCCGCUCUUUCCCACCUCGAGGAGGAGGGCUCACUGUCAAGCAGGCCUCACCAGACUUGUGAAAAGAGGCGGCCCGAGAGCCUCGGCCCACCAGUUUGACCGUCCAGCUCUACCAGGCCAGCCGGCAUCCAGUCCCAGAGAGCGUGUGAGGACCCCGCAGGAGCGCGAGCGACGACGGGGGUCACCGAGGCGUUCUGUCCUCACGCCGUCAAGAGGAUCUUCAUCGACUUUUUUUCAAGUGCGAUCAUGGACCAGCCGGCCAGCAGCUGCAUGAGGAGCGCCCACCCCAGCAGCCCCAUCUGGGGGUGCAUGAGGAACCCUCACUCGGGUGUCCCUGGCGCCAACUUGCAGUCGCCCUACCAGCAGGCCCCUUUCUCGCUGCACCAGAAGCCCGAGUUCCUGGCCUACACGGACUUCUCCGGCUCCUGCCUGGUGCCGCACGCCGCCGCAUACCCGCGCGACGACAGACUCUACCCGGACAGCCAGGGUGGCUACCAGAGGCCCGACUGGCACUUCAACCCCUGCGAGACGCGGGGUCGGGCCCCCGAGGCCUGCCCGCCCGUGGUCGCCCCCGCCGCCGUGGGGGAGGGCGCAGGUGCGAGACCCGAGCUGGACAGUGCGAGGGCCGAGAGGCUGCCGGGCGCCUUGCCCGGGUGCCCCGAGGGGGAAUACUCGCCUCAGAGCGUGGCGUCGCCUGACUCCGACAAGAAGAGCGGCGGCAAGCGGAAGAGGGAUGUCACAGACACGCCAGAGUCGGUCUGCAAGGCCGACGCUAACUGCAAAGCCCGGAAGGAGCGCACGGCCUUCACCAAGGAGCAGUUAAGGGAGCUGGAGGCCGAGUUCACUCACCACAAUUACCUGACCAGGCUGCGCCGCUACGAGAUCGCCGUCAACCUGGACCUCACAGAGAGACAGGUGAAAGUCUGGUUCCAGAACCGGCGGAUGAAGUGGAAGCGCGUGAAAGGCGGACAGUCGUCGUCGCCUAACGACCUGGAGAACGACGACAUGGACUCGGCCGCCUCGCCCAGCUCCGACUGAGAGGCGGGAGAAAGGGAAGGUGGGAGGAGAGCAGGAACGGGAGCCGGAACGCUGGUCAAGUCUCGCCUCUCUGCAAAGGAAUCCAACAAUUCCAAAGACUUUUUAAAAAAAUAACAAAAUAAAAUAAAUAAAAAUUGUGUUCCCAGGGAAAAGGAGACAGCAGAGUGUGUGCUUUUCCAAUGUACAUAGUUGAUUUAUGUCCAUUAUGAUCUCUGUUUUGUUUGUGAUCCAUCCAUCUUGAGUAUUGUGAGAGAGGCCUCCUGGAUGUGGAAGACUGGAUGUCCAAACCAUGUCAUCACCAUUUUUGUCAUGUGACAACAACCAGCUGCAGAGACUCACUAUAUAUAUAUAUAUAUAUAUAUAUAUAUAUAUAGUGCAUAUUUUUCCCCUCUCCAGCUCUUUUUUUUUUUAUUACUGUUUGAAUGUUAGCGAUAAAAACAGAUGUUGUUUUUUUUCUGUGCAAAUAGAAUAAAUCAUCGGCUAUAAAACUGGCAAAAUAUC
Molecule: messenger RNA, 1950 nt
Organism: Phyllopteryx taeniolatus (common seadragon)
Lineage: Eukaryota; Metazoa; Chordata; Actinopteri; Syngnathiformes; Syngnathidae
Gene: meox1
Product: mesenchyme homeobox 1
Exons: 3
Coding region: 658-1449 (263 amino acids)
Biological process (GO): positive regulation of transcription by RNA polymerase II
Cellular component (GO): nucleus
Molecular function (GO): RNA polymerase II cis-regulatory region sequence-specific DNA binding; DNA-binding transcription factor activity, RNA polymerase II-specific
Source: RefSeq, a predicted model, not a curated record